CGGCCAGCCUGGAGACAGAAGUUUGUUCCGCGCGGGGCUUUUACGCAGGCGCAGAUCACGCUGUUUGUCCAGUUUCGCUGGUUGACUUUUACCUGCGAGGCGUUCCAGUUUCGGUUCGCUGGGAAUAAGCGACGGCCGCCGACAGGGUCCGGUCCGGGGGUGAAAGCGCUUGCCUCCUCCCUCCCCGGCCCCGUGUGACGGAGCGUCGCUCGGGAUUUCUCCGGGAUUUGUAGAGUCGGUGCGCAGCGGCGAGCUGAGCGCGAGGCAGGUGCACCGGGGACCGGACGGGCGAGGAGAGCUUGUUCCGUAUUUCCGUGAUUGAGUCCUGACGUUGACACCGGACCGGAUGAUUGGAUAUCAACUGGUUGGAGCCGCGGUGGUUGAUCUGUGUUAGUUUCAUUAGUAUGCGGCUGAAGUCCCCCCGCUGCUGCCGACAUCCAGCCUGAGGACCGAUCGGCAGCCCUGAAGUCUCCGCCGUGCCUGCUGAGUGACUCCUCGGCCCGGAGACGAGGACGAGGAGGCGGCGGCGGCGGCGCGGGCGGGACCUCGAGCUCUCCGCACGGACACGACGCGCACCUCCCCGCCCCGUGGACCGGGAAGAUGAUGGGCUUUCUGCGCCGGACGUUCAGCCGCCGCCCGCGGAGCCGCUUCCAGACGGGCGAGGGGGACGAGCGGGACGGCAAGGGGGGAGGGGGGGCGGCGGGGGUGACCGGGAACCCCCUGCUCCUGCCCCACCAGCAGCAAGUCGUCCACGCGCCCGCCGUGGUCAGCGGGGGGGUCUCGGUCCACAUACCGGCGGCCGGGACCGCCAGGACCGUCAUCACCUGCCGCGUCCUGCUCCUGGACGGUUCGGACGUCAACGUGGAUCUGUCCAGCAAGUCCAAAGGCCAGGACCUCUUUGACCAGAUCAUGUACCACAUAGACCUGGUGGAGACCGACUACUUCGGCUUGCAGUUCAUGGACACGGACCAAGUCUCGCACUGGCUGGAUAUGACCAAGCUCAUAAAGAAGCAGAUCGUAGACGGGCCUCCUUACAGACUGUUCUUCAGGGUGAAAUUUUACUCCUCGGAGCCGAAUAACCUGCGCGAGGAAUUUACAAGGUAUCUGUUCGUGCUGCAGCUUCGUCAGGACAUUCUGUCUGGCAAGUUGAAAUGUCCCUAUGACGUGUCAGUGGAGCUGGCUGCGUAUUGUUUACAAAGUGAGCUGGGAGACUGCGAUCCGCUGGAACACUCCCCUGAACUGGUGUCGGAGUUCCGCUUCACUCCCAAGCAGAGCGAGGCCAUGGAGGCGGACAUCUUCGGCAGGUGGCUGGAGCUUAGGGGGAAGAGCCCGUCCCAGGCCGAGAUCUCUUUUCUCAACAAAUGCAAGUGGCUGGAGCUUUACGGGGUGGACAUGCACUUUGUGAAGGGCCGGGAUGGAGGGGAAUACGCACUGGGCCUCACUCCUACUGGCAUCCUGGUCUUUGAAGGCUCCAACAAAAUCGGCCUCUUCUUCUGGCCCAAAAUCACCCGUCUGGACUUCAAAAAGAGUCGCCUCACGCUGGUUGUGGUUGAGGACGACGACAAGGGCCACGAGCAGGAGCACACCUUCGUGUUCGAGCUCGCCAGCUCCAGGACCUGCAAGCACCUGUGGAAGUGCGCGGUGGAGAGCCACGCCUUCUUCCGGCUGCGGCAGACGGCCGCGGGCAAGGCCGCCCGCAGCGACUUCACGCGCCUCGGCUCCCGCUUCAGGUUCAGUGGCAAGACGGAGUAUCAGGCCACACACGGGGAUCGCCUGAGAAGAGCCAGCACGUUCGAGAGGCGGCCGAGCAAGCGAUACCCCUCCCGCACGCACUCGCUGGGCAAAGGUGCAAUUUCACCAGCCAAGCCUCCACAUAUCAGCUCUCAUGCCAGCCCUGAUCCCAGCCUACAUCCAUACCAGCACAACAUCCCCAUUGGCCACGAGCUGUGGCGCACGCCCCACCCGGCGCUCACGCCCCCGGUGUACCUGCAGCCCGCCGGACACACGCCGCCGCACAGCUUCCCUCUGAGCGGUCCGGCGUCGCACCACCAGUUCAGCGUGGAGGAGAACGAGGCUUCGUAUCCUGGCAAGGUCCACCACCAUCACCGACGGCACACGCACAGCCAGGACACGCUCUGCCACGCGCACACCAAGAACAAACGCAGAGCUCCUCCAUGUCCAGCAGAUGAGCUGGACAUUUCUCAGUGCCUGCUCAAGGCUCUGGAGUCAGACAGCGAUUCCCCUCCUUGGCCUUCGCUGCACGUCAACAUGGACAACAAGGGGGAGGAGAAGCAGCUGUCUGAGAAGUCUCUGCACCCGCCCGCCUCUCCCGCGAUGCUCCCCGACCACCUCAAGUGCAACAUCCUCAAGGCCCAGAUGGAGGCAGCGUUCAGGAAGGAGGCUCCGACAACGCCCAGAGGGAGGAACUCAAGCGAGACGCUCACUGACAGGUAUCAGAGCUCCUCCCAAGACUCCGCUGCAUCCAGUCUGACUGCCGAUAAAACACCCCUCCGGCAAGACCGCAACCCAACGCCGGAGGGGCUGCAGCCCAAGGCCAACGCGAGCAGCAACCGCAGGAAACGGCUGGUCAGACAGUUCAGCUUCAAUCACGAGGACGAAGACAAUCUCCCAGAGGCGCUUGCGGCCAUCUCCUCCCAGAGCACGGCGAAGUCGGGCUCCAGCAGCUCGCUGGACAAACAGAUACAGCCGUCCAUAUACCCACAGGUGGAUAACAUGCCAGCUCUGGAACUGGCUACUCCGUGCUGUCCCUCUCCCUUGCCUUCCCCUCACCUCUCCCCUUCUUACUACCGUAGCUCCGUCCCUCAUGUGGUCCCGUACCUCACUGCCCAGAAUGACAGCGGCGAGGAAAUGAGGGUGGACAGAGAGAAGAUACUAAGGGCUCUGCUGAUGACGGAGCUCUGAGAACCUGACCUUUGACCCCUGUGACGACAAACGAAAAGGAAGCAUGACAACACGUUUUAAAGUGACUGGCUGCAUUUAACGUUUGUAUAUUUGCAUAAUACAUCCAGCUGUUAUAAAUACACAUUUGCAUAAAGGCAAUUGUUCUAUUUGCCUAAAUAUUUUAGAAGAAUGGUUCUUUAUAUUUAUUAAAAUGAAACUGUACAAACUUUAGGUGAGACAGACAGAAGCGGACUCACGCAUACACAAAUCAGUCAAGCUACAGAUGUGACAGGUGCUGCCUGCAUGAUACAAGCGUUACGCGAUUAAAUGUUUGUGAUUUGCUUUGUGAUUUCCUCAUCACGGUCUCUUCAGCCGCUGUUUCAACCUUUCAGUCUUAUACAAAAGCUCCGAUAAACCGGACGUUGCUCCACUUUCAAACCAGUUUGUCCAAAAUGUAAAUACGCAUUUGAAUGACUAUGACUGAGAUUGUAACUUUUUAUUAAUUAUACCUCUUUUAAUGCCAGAAAUACAUUCUGAGGGGCGAACGGUUGCAGAGCUGACGCUUUUAAAGUUAACUGGAAAUUAGUCUCAAUGUGUCCACCAGACGGAGACAAACCUACAGUUAUUACGGAGGCAUCUGAACAUCACGAUCCUGUGGUGCAAGUUGUCAUGAGUGACAAAUCAUGGCUCACUGGCAUUUUUUUUUUACUUUUGGGGUUUCAUUCGCAUCAUUUUGAGAUCCACACAUCAGCGAGCGAGCGCCUGUUGUCCAGUGACCUCAUUUGAUCCCUUCGUUUCUGUCGCAGCCACGUCUGAGGCAACCAGUGAUUUGCUGUUCUGCUGUACGUGUUGACUGACUUGUUCCAGUCCGGAUCUUAAUAAACGAUGCAUCAUCA
Molecule: messenger RNA, 3797 nt
Organism: Betta splendens (Siamese fighting fish)
Lineage: Eukaryota; Metazoa; Chordata; Actinopteri; Anabantiformes; Osphronemidae
Gene: epb41l4b
Product: erythrocyte membrane protein band 4.1 like 4B
Exons: 23
Coding region: 601-2922 (773 amino acids)
Cellular component (GO): cytoskeleton
Molecular function (GO): cytoskeletal protein binding
Source: RefSeq, a predicted model, not a curated record